UUUAUCUGAAAGUGAUCAUCAACACAUACACAACUCCCAUGAUGAUCUGCGGCACAACCCCAAUACACCACACCCACCACCAUAAGCAUGGAUCUAUUUCACCACAACAGUCCAAGAAGUACAUAGGAACUGGCUAAAUACCAUUUACACAACAGGGAAUGGCUGCCACUGAACAACUGACAGCUAUCAUCUUCCCAGUCCUUUUGCACAUGCAGACUGACAGACACAAAUUACCUGGAUGUUUUUGUGCAUGUUUUAUACAGACAAUUACAGUCAAUGCAUCUCUAAAUAGGAAAACUAUUAAACAAUACAUUUUUACUUUGCUGUGAAGCCUAUUGUGCUGUGAUGUGUUAGACUCCUGCAGAUGUGCAAAUGUGUGCAUGUGGUCCAAUCAUACUUAUAUGCUCCUUUUUUAACUUUAAAUUUUUUAAUGCCUAAAUUACUUUUUUGGAUGUUAGGUUUCUAUUUAGGAUAAAUAAUUAUCCUAUAAUCUCAUUUACCAUUUCACGUGGUUUAGAUAAUAAUCAAAUCACAUUUUAUUGGUUGCAUACACAUAUUUAGCAGAUGUUAUUGUGGGUGUAGCUAAAUGCUUGCGUUCCUAGCUCCAUGUCAUUGAAGAUUACAUAUAUCUGGACAAUUACUAUCGCCCCAGCCCCUCUACAGCAGUUAUUAACACUUUUUCUGUCAAAUAAAGGAUGUUUUGUUAAUUCAUCCGAACUGACCAACCUGUAGCACGGGGCAUUAUUUUUCUCCUUGUGUUUGGCUCGCGGAUCCACGUGAAGGGCCGCAGGGAGCCGAGCGAGCGUGCUGUUGCCAGUAGCCAAUCAGCGUGAAGCAUUUCGUUGGCACUAUAAAAGCCACCGAGCUUUUGGAGUGCACAGUAUUCACACGGUUGGUUCCAGUGAACAAGAGUGUUUAAAAAAAAUAAAAAUAACCCACGGAUAAAAGCGAUUCCUUCUUCAGAGACAUUAUUUGACAGAGCUGAAUACAAUUUGGAUUUUGCAUCGUCUUCAAAACUGAACAAGGAAUUAGCCAAAAUGCGUCUGAUCCAGAACAUGUCAACCAUCGCGGAGUUUGCGGCCCCAGAGUGUCCGUCCAAACGGACUAUCAAAAUAGCGGUGAUUGGGGGCAGCGGAGUUGGCAAAACAGCUCUGGUAGUAAGAUUCCUGACAAGGCGCUUUAUCGGCGACUAUGAGAGAAACGCAGGAAACCUUUAUUCAAGAGAGGUCCAGGUGGACGGAGGAGAGCAAGCAGCCAUCCAAGUCCAGGACACGCCGGGUGUUGAUGUGACAGGUAACGGCUUCAGCCUCCCUGAUCAUGUGACCUGCUCCAUCCAAUGGGCCGACGCCGUGGUGUUGGUCUACUCUGUGACUGACCGCCAUAGCUUCGACCUGAUUGGCCAGUUGCACCAGCUGGUGGCCCGCGCAGGUGGGGCCAACGUGCCGCCUGUCAUCCUGCUGGCCAAUAAGGCGGACCUGCUGCACAUGAGGCGGGUGGAUGCCGAACAGGGUCCCCUGCUGGCGGUGGCGCUGGGCUGCUCCUUCUACGAGGUGUCAGCCAGUGAGGACUACAGCCAGGUGCAUGAGGCGUUCCACAGGCUGUGCUGCCACAUGGCAAAGCAGCAGCCCCAAGCCUCCCUGUCCUCCCACACCACCACAACUGGAGCAGCAGAAAAGAAGGGGCGCUCACCCCUCAUCCCCAGGCCCAAGUCCCCCAACAUGCAGGACCUGAAGAGGCGCUUCAAGCAGGCUCUGUCGGCUAAAGUCAGGACGGUCACCUCUGUGUGAGAAGGCCUUGGGUUCGUCUACUACACAACGUGGUCCAGAGUGGCUACAGAAAAUAAAUUGAAUGAGGAGAAAUGAGGGCAGAAGAUUCCGGUCUCGUUUGGGGACUCAAUCCUCUGUAUGGCUAGAGCAGCCUGACCUGCGACGAGAAGCAGAGACAAAAUGGAGGCUCAACUUUGACCUCUGACCGAGGUCACUGUUUGACAGAGGUAAUGACCUGUGGGGUGGGCAGGUGUCAGCCUGUCUGUCACCGUCACUCCUGUCCUGUCUGAAACUGUUCACUGAGUCUGCAGACAUCUGCUAUGAGGGACAGCAGCUGGGUGGUGUUGGUAUGUCAGGCCACCAGAAGGGACAAAGAGGAGCGGUCCUUGAGCUGAAUGAUUGUGUGAACACUGACAUCUUCUCCUGGCAACAGAAGCCUUGAAGGACACUGCGCAGAGUAUUUUUAGCUGGCGCCAAUUGACAGUUUUUUGUUUUUGUUCAGGCUGCCACUCUGCAUGGCAAUGCUAAAAGAGCACUGAUAUGGUCAGACAAGCCAUGCACUUGAGUCAGAGCUCUGAGUUUGUUCACUGUUCAGUUUCUCAUCUGUCACAAUCUCCAAUUCCCCAGUGCAUUACUUGUACAACAGCCAAAAUCAUCAUUCUGCACAUCAUGGUAGUGAACUAUGAGUGGAAGGCAGGAUCACUGUGGGGCAGCAGGGAUUGGAUACAGGGCUGGGUGGGGUGUAGGAGGUAUUUGUAAUGCACUUUAAGAAAUCCAAAUGGUUUACUUGUAUUUGUUAUACUUUUGAAAAUAAAAUGAUUGCAUUACAUGAUGACUCUUGUCUUCUGAUUUGUAACCUCAUAUGAGUAAAAUACAAACAGACUUAUACGGGCCAGGUAUGAACCAGGUAAAGACAUAUGGAUUAUAGGUGAGGGUAUGUGCAUAGACAUUACCUACAAUGAAGCAUAAUACACCACGCCAUUUCUACCCAUGAACAUAGUCCAGGCUCGUCCUCAGGUGCUGUUCCUAAACCUGGGUGGUGUGACUGACGGCAGUUGUCACUGUGAUUGCAUUGUGGUGUCUUUGCCAGAGUUACGUGACUGAUCGUCAUUUCUAAGGUAAUGUGACAGUUCCUGUCACUAGCGAGGUUCACAGUUCAUGCUGAUUUGAUCUGUAGUCUACUGUCCUUUUAGACUGAGAAUAUCAGGCUCCAGUCAACGUGAAACACCCAUCUGAACAUUUACAAAAAUUACGCUUCAGGGCAGAGUUAGUGACGUGUACUGUGUAAAACUCAACUGGUGACUCCUGCUGGACAGACCAUGGCCUGUCAGUACUACAGAGGCCCUCCACACUCAUCUCUGUCCUACGCCUUAGCUCUCUCUCGGGGAGAACCCGAUGCAGUCCUCUGUAGCUCGGCUGGUAGAGCACGGCGCUUGUAACGCUAAGGUAGUGGGUUCGA
This is a messenger RNA of Coregonus clupeaformis (lake whitefish), 3225 nucleotides long. RefSeq names its product ras-like protein family member 11B. NCBI's taxonomy places the organism in Eukaryota, Metazoa, Chordata, Actinopteri, Salmoniformes, Salmonidae. The transcript is spliced from 3 exons. Gene Ontology annotation, molecular function: GTPase activity; GTP binding. The coding region runs from base 1038 to 1787 and encodes 249 amino acids. The record is from RefSeq and is a predicted model, not a curated record.